ACGUCGCAGUCGCGCAGUCGCUCGUUCCCACCUCCGCUGCAGCUGUCACGCGUGUAGAUAGAACACAUUAUUUAAUCGCGAAGAAGAUUCUCUUUGACACUUGCAUCGCCUGAAAUAUAUAAUAAUCUUUGAUGGAGAACGCCGUCCACGCGAUUGUUGUCGGUAUCGUUGACAUUGACUAAUUGGAGCGGCACCGAUGACUCUAUUUAUUUACAAAAAUAUGAAUAAUUAGAAGUCGGUAUACGUAAUGGAGUGAAGUGCUUCAAGACCGAACUAUGAUAAACACUGCCUUAGCUAAACGGAGUUCACGGUGUAAAAUAUCUUUAUUGAUACGAAGUGGAUAUGUUUUUAUUUCGCGAGUGUUUAUAGCAUGUAAACAAGACUGCCGGUAAAACAGUAUAUUAUUAUUACAUCCCAAUACAUUAUCAAAAGUGACACUGCUGCAAAACUGUAACGAGAACGAAAAAAAUGUUCAAAGGAUCGAGCAAGUCCGCGGAUUUUUAUUUUGUUAGAGGAGGCAUGGCGGGCUCCAUAGCGACCAUAGCCAUUCUAUGGGUAUUUUUCCAAACCGGCCAACUAUUCGGACAAUCCCAGAACAAUAAUCGAGCCUUCGAACUGCCCCAUCGCUCGCACAAUUACUUCCACGAUGGAGGAUCGCUGCAGUUGAGACCCGCUACAGGCGACGAAUCACCUUCGAGCGUCAGCACCUUCGCUCACGCCAAAAAACGCGUACUGAAAUCGAUGAACCAGGGCCUCAACGACUCGAUCGAUUUUUCCAAAUUUAGGCUGUCGCUGCAGAGGAGGCUGGAGAGUAAUCUGGUUAACGCGGAAAUUGCACCGCGGCCCGGCACGCCCGCCUACGGCCAGUACGCGCACGAUCGGCCGACCAACGACCAGGCUCUGGACAAGAAUUACGACUCGCUAGUGGCGAUCGGCGCGUCGAUGCAGCUCACUCAGGUCCACUGUCUGAGGUUCGGCCUGAGCGCCGCCGAGUGCUCGCGCUACGUUUCCACCCUGAGGCUGGAUCGGCCGUGCUCCGGCAGCCAGCAGCACAUUCUCUGCGAUCCCUCGGCCAAGUACCGAAGCGUCGACGGCAGCUGCAACAAUCUGGAAAAUCCCCAGUGGGGUAGCGCCUUUACCGCUUACGACAGGAUUCUGCUGCCUGAGUAUACGGACGGCAUUCAAAGUCCCAAAAAAGAGUUCGGAGUUCACGCGCUGCCGAAUCCGCGACUGGUCAGCGCCACCCUGAGCAGUCGUCGUACGGACCGACAGGAGGGGGACAAGACGCUGGCCUUCAUGCAGUGGUCCCGCUUCGUCAGCCACGAUCUGUCCUUCACGCCGACGAGAAAGAUGGUUUGGACCAAGGCGCCGAUAAGAUGCUGCGAGCCGGACGGCAGCUGGCCGGCGCCGCGUUACGUGCACCCUGACUGCCAAGCCAUCCGCGUGCCCGACGACGACGCGGAUUACUCCCGGCACCGAAUCCGAUGUCUCGAUUACGCGCGAUCCAUGACUGCGCUGAGAUCCGACUGCAGCCUGGGACCGGCCGAGCAGAUGAAUCAAGCCAGCCACUUUCUCGACGCCUCGAACGUCUACGGCUCGAGCCAGGCCGACUCGCACAAGAUUCGCUCUUUCCAGGGGGGCCAGCUGCGAGUCGCCAGAAAGAACGAUCGCGACUACCUGCCUCACGACGACGAUUCCUACGUAUCGGGUGACCAGCGGAUCAACGGCGACGUCCAAGCCGCGGCGAUGCAGACGCUGUGGCUGCGCGAGCACAAUCGACUGGCCCGUGCCCUGGCCAAGCUGAAUCCCCACUGGUCCGACGAGACGAUCUUCCAGGAGGCGAGGCGAAUCGUCGUCGCGGAGAUACAGCACGUCACCUACCACGAGUGGCUGCCGCUGCUGAUCGGUAAACGCUACGCCCGUACGAUCGCCGAUCGCUCGCCUCGGAAUCGGUCGGACGACGACGGCUUGUACAACGUGAACAGCGAGCCGGGGGUCUACAACGAGGUGGCCACCUCCGCGCUGACUUUCGCCCACUCCCUGAGGCAGGCCAGCUUGAGUCUGGUGUCCGAGGACGAUUACGACGCGCACAAAUCCAACGAAAGUCUCGAGCUCGCAGCGAGUUUCUACGAGCCGAGAUUACUCGAGGCCGGGGAGACGUUGGACGGACUGGUGCGCGGAUUCGCCCGGCAGAGCUCGCGAAAGCUCGAUUUUACCCUGGCGGCUGACUUGGGGAGCCGGCUGUACAAGACCAACGAGUCGGCGGCGGGCCUGGAUCGGCUGAGCUUCGACAUUCAGCGCGGACGAGAUCACGGAUUGGCCGAUUACAACGACUAUCGACACCUGUGCGGUCUGCGUCAGGCCAAGAGCUUCGACGAUUUCUUGGAUCACGUGCCCGGGGAGAGCGUCAAGUUGCUGCGAAAACUCUACAAGACACCCGGAGAUGUGGAUCUGCUGGUCGGAGGCUUGGCCGAGAGAUCGAUCGAGGACGCGGCGAUCGGUCCGACUUUUAGGUGUCUCAUAGCAGCGCAAUUCUUGAGGACCAGAAGAGCCGAUCGAUUUUUCUACGAUUCCACUAGGCAGCCCAAGCCGUUCACGACCAAUCAAAUGGCUGAACUGAAGAAAGCCACUCUAGCCAGAAUAUUCUGCGACAACGGGGACAAUAUCGCCAAAAUGCAGUCCAACGUCUUUCUCAAGCCGCAAGUGGGAAACGAACUGCAAUCUUGCCAAAACUUCGACGCCAUAGAACGCAUAGAUUUAACCAAAUGGAUUGAAAAUAUCGCAUAUUAGUUUAAACUUUUCAACGCGAUGCAAUUCAAACUGUGAUCGACUUUCGAAAGUGACUUCGAUUGCCAAUAAGAAUCAAAACGAAUGCAAUAAUAUCCGCAAUCAAGUGCGUGAGAUAUAAUUCUUAUGUUAACGUUUUAUCAUUGAUUGUUAAUGAAGUCAUUCAAUAAUUGUUAACGAUGUACAGAUAUCAAAUAAUUCACUUAAUAUUGUGCAUUACGAGUGAGUUAAUGUUGCAUUCGAGUGUAACAAUCGACUGAUCAAAUAUCACAUUGUACAGAUAGUAUAAGGUUUUCAAUUGAAGAAACAACGACGUUUGUUUCUAUCUGCCAAUAUAGCACAUAUUUUGACAAGGAUACCCAUGUUUUUUCCAGCAAAUGGAGAGCAAGUAGCAAGUAGCGAAAAGCUCACGUUGUAGUAAGUUGUGUUAAAGUAUUUUUGAUAAUAUAUUUUUUAUGGGAGUUCAAAUUUUGCUCAUCCAGACUAGUUUGAGUAAAAACAAUUAUUGAUUCAAGUUUCAAAGUGAGGAGCAAUAGUAAACGAUCAUUAUGUAAAUGAGAAAACAAUUAUAUUGCCAAGGUUUGAUUACUUUAGCUUAAGUUUAACUUGUAAUGAAUUGUGAUCAAUUUAAAUUUUACACAUAAGUUACUUCUGUAAAUAAAAUAAUUUUAAAACUAA
Messenger RNA from Trichogramma pretiosum, 3465 nucleotides. Its product is annotated as peroxidase-like. Gene Ontology annotation, molecular function: heme binding; peroxidase activity. Lineage: Eukaryota; Metazoa; Arthropoda; Insecta; Hymenoptera; Trichogrammatidae. Gene Ontology annotation, biological process: response to oxidative stress. Bases 469 to 2790 code for a protein of 773 amino acids. The record is from RefSeq and is a predicted model, not a curated record. The transcript is spliced from 8 exons.